Molecule: messenger RNA, 2405 nt
Organism: Pomacea canaliculata
Lineage: Eukaryota; Metazoa; Mollusca; Gastropoda; Architaenioglossa; Ampullariidae
Product: C-type mannose receptor 2-like
Exons: 12
Coding region: 135-1424 (429 amino acids)
Source: RefSeq, a predicted model, not a curated record
CCACAUCUUGCGUCUCUAGUCAUACAGUGGAAAAAGCACGAGCCCAACAACGCGCUGGGUCAGGAAGACUGUGUGAUGAUGGACUCCAACGGCCUUCUGAGUGAUGUAUCUUGUGACUCCUCUCAUCACUAUAUAUGUUCAAGGUCCGCAGACGAAAUCAAAGAUUGUGGCGGUGGAUGGACCUUGAUCCACCAAGCUUGCUACAGAAUUUCCGCAAAGACCGCGGCGUGGCUCGACGCCCACAACGAAUGUCAGGCAGACGGAGGAAGCCUGCUUACUGUGAAAACUCUUUACGAACUAGGGAAAAUACUACUGGAAGCAAAAGGGUGAGCAGUCGGUGGUUGGUAGGGAGGAUUUCUACAGUCAGAAGCACUUGGGAGUGGGUUGAUUCAACGACAGUCUUCUCAAGCCUAGCUAUACCGUGGGAGGAAAACGAGCUCAGUCCUGACAGUGACAGAGACUGUGCAGAGAUGGACUACAGCGGUCUACUGAAUGAUGCUCCAUGUCACUCUUUGCUCCCCUACAUCUGCGAGAAACCGUUAAUGGACCACUCAAAGACUUGUGAUUUUAUGUGGGACCUACUCAAUGGUAUUUGCUAUGUUCAUUUCACACGUGCCAUGUCGUGGUCGGACGCGCAAGAAAGCUGCCAGAAAUCUGGAAGUAACCUGCUGUCUAUCAAUUCUUUGGACGAACGGACAUGGGUGCUGAGAAUGUUAAAAGCAAAAAGCAGAAGGUGGUGGGUUGGACUGCAGAGGACUUCACCGGGUAACGACACGUGGAAAUGGCUCGAUUCAGUCACAGACUUUUCCAGCCAUGUUACUCCGUGGGGCACGAACGAGCCUAACAACAUGGGAGGUGAUGAGGACUGCGCAGAAAUUUCCCCACGUGGUCAACUCAAUGAUGAGUCGUGUUCGGAGUCUUUCGGCUUCAUUUGUGAGAAAUCUUCAAAUGCGACACCUGAAAACAGAGCCGAGAAAUGCGGAAUGGACUGGAUUUUCUUCAAAAAUGCUUGCUAUAAGCUGUCCACAAACCAGAUGAUUUGGUCGCAGGCCCGGAAGAAGUGCGAAGAGGGUGGGGCCAACCUGCUGUCUAUAAAUUCUGUAGACGAAAUGAUUAUGAUACAGUCAGAGAUAAGAAAGGUGAGCGAACGAUGGUGGAUAGGGCUGAAAAGGACACCAGGUCUCCAGACAAAGUCACCGACAGACUUACUCAGUCAUGCCAUGGCGGAGUCUUACUGUGUGGAGAUGACCCCUGGUGGCUUUCUCAGCUAUACAAAUUGCAGUGACAUUCGACAAUUUAUAUGUGAAGAUCGGAAAGGACAAGUACAAAUUUGUCGAGAGAAUUCGUGUUUUGAGGAUUUUCUGAUCCUGCAAAGCCUUUGUGUUACCGUUUACGAGACGGAUUUUGCUCAAGUCAUUGGCUAAACCACUUAAUGAUGUUCAUUUAUUCGGUAAGUAAGACGAAAAUUAUACUUUUAUUAUUUUAAUGCUCAAUUAAUUUUGCUCUAUUGAAAUUUUAAACUUCAAGAAUAAAGAGUACCUUUCUGUUCAUGAUAGUGGUCUUAAAUGCUUCAUGAAUAGUAUAUGGUAGUUCAAUAAUAUCAAACUAAAAUACAACACGCAGUAACUGAAAUAAUUUGUCAUAAUAAGUAGUGUGAAUCAUUGUAAAUAAGAAGUUUGUAUGGAUAUUAUUUUUUUAUUAUGUGACACGUUAAUUUAAGUAAACUUUCUGGUUUAAAGUGGAGGACGACCAUACCAAUCACUUGUUUUUAAUAUUUUGAUAAGAUCAUUAAUGUUUUUGUAGAUUUUAAUAGUCUUAUCUUUCACUAAUUCUUAUGUUCGAUAAAUGUUUAUUUUCAUUCAUUUAUUCCUGCAACUGGUACCGGAGAUGAACUCACGCCAGAGGCGGGUCUUGAGCCUGCAUGAGAAGGUCCCCUAGUGAACAGUCGAUCCACUCCGACAAGCUUUUCUUCUGUUUGGAGAAACUUCGCAGCAUUUAGUAAAUUAAAUUAAAAUAGCAAAUAUUUGUGCUAGCAAAUUACUAAGAGAUAUGCAAGCACUGUGAAAUAAUGACUGAUAACGAAAUGAGAUGGAUCUAUUAAAAUUUCUUUAGAACUAUGAAGAACUUACACAUGGCUCUGUGUACACAAAAUCACUAGCACCAGAGUGUAUUUACAACAGAAGCCAUAUCAUUAUGAUUCAGACAGUAAAUGCAAAAUAAUAAUUAAUUUAAUAACAAUGGCAGUACAAGGGCAGCAGUUGCACUUGUCAUCUCGGUGCAUUAACAAAAUCAUGAUUCCCAGUCACUUGAUUCCCGACACUUAAUCCCCUAGACUUUUAAUCCCUAAGCACUUAAUCCCCACACACUUAAUCCCUAAACUAAGCUCUUAACUAUAAAAAUUAUUG